Prorocentrum cordatum is the source of this 3313-nucleotide messenger RNA. The record is from the annotation of a GenBank genome assembly. NCBI's taxonomy places the organism in Eukaryota, Dinophyceae, Prorocentrales, Prorocentraceae.
GCUCCACUGUGGAGCGACAGUAGCGACUAUGGCGCUGGUGCCUGCGAUGGAGCAGGGCCAGGGUGGCCAAAUCCGAGAGAUUCGGUGCGACGACCGACGGGAUUGCUUCCGUCACAUCAAGGAUAGGCUCGGGGCAAACUGGAGCGACGUGGAGAUGCUUAAGUGGGUCAACGACAACUUUCGUGUGAGCGCGAACCACACCAUCAAGCCGACUACCAAGGCCGGCAUGUUCGCGCUCGCGAGGCACGCCGAGAAUUGCCUCAGGGGCGACAAGGGCUCAGUCGAGAGGAAGCGAACGUCGGUCGAAACCUUUGGACUUCGGCUCGAUUGGCGAUCGGCACCUGUGCUGGUUCAGCAUGCCGACGGGGCCAAAGACGAUGAGUUCCAGACGUUGUCGUGGGGCGCCCUCUUCGAGGGGCUCAACGAGGCUAUGAAAGCUGAUGCGGGCAAACAGAACCGACUAGUGCAAGCCUCGCUUUUGAUGGAUAUCCCUGGCUGCACACUGUACCUUCGGAGUCUCCCGAGGGACUGUGCCAAGUUCCUAGUGCAUUGGUACAACAAGGGCAACGACGAUAUCACAUCGACCACCCCCUUGCAGAUCUUGGACGGCUGCGCGGUGUACGAGGCAGCUUGGGUCCGCCACAGAGACGGCAAGCAUAUCACGAAGGAUUCCCACACCCAGAAGCAGAUCGACGAGGAGAAGCUGCAGCUGGUCAACAACAUGUCCGAGAACUACGAGUGGGCCAGGUACCCUGAGUACGAGCGUUGCAGCACCUUCUACAAGGAUGCGAACACUAUUAAGAUCGAGUCUGGGCGGCAUGCAGGGUCCACCAUCUGGGAGGCCAUCUCACAGCGAUACAAAGAUGAGGUUGAUGGUGCAGCCCUGGUCCCAGCGAACUACAAGUUCUGGUUCAAGCUGGUCGCAGACGCCAUGAGGAUUCUCAAGCGUGAUGCCCCCGAGGCUAUCGUCGAGAUAGCCAUGUUGGGAUUCCCUCGUGAUGGCAAGUUCAAGUUCGUGAGCACCUUCAUCCCCGAUGGCAUCCCAGUUUUGCGAAGCGACGAGGUGCAGGAAAACAACAUCAAGGAGCUUAUCAGGGACAUGUCGGGGACGAAGACAAUGGACAGCAUCGAGAAGGGCAACUGUGGCACGGCCGCGGCCAAGACUCCGAAGACGAAACUCGUCCCGAUGAAGAAGGCGAAGGCGGCGAGAGGCAAGUCGGCCCUCGGACGCGACCCGAACAACAGCGAGCAUAAUGCGAUCACGUUCAGCGACAGCGACAAGAAGAUGUUCUGGAAGGUGCUGGAGAAGCAGAAGCUCGGCUUCAACGCUUUGGAAAGGUCGGCACCUGAGCCUGGGGACAUGGCAGAUUGCUUCUUUCGCGCAGUAAUCUAUUCCACUCUCGCCUACAAGAAGAAGGAACUGGUCUACUGCGUUGCUGGCAGGCGCAAGAAGAGCAACAGCAUCGUGGUCACUCGCCAGCUCUUCACCCUGUAUAUCUGCAAGAAGAGGAGGCUCCAGCCCAGGAUCUCGGACGAGGACUUCCCAAUGGGCGACCUCGAUGCAGUGGAGAACGAGUUGUUCAAGCAGGGCGAUGGCAAGAUCGAGCCCAAGUCCAUCACCGACUCCUAUGUUCGCGAUUUGGAGGAUACGAAUUGCACCAGCUGCAAGGAGCUCCUGAAGUACAUCGACGGCAACAAGGUGUUCGAGCGGCCUCCGAAUGCGAAUCGAGCCAUAGUGGAGGCCAGCUUGACUUUGACAAACAAGCUCUUCACCGCGUGCGAGGCGAAGGCGAGUCCCUGGACGAGCCAGAAGGAGUGCUUCGAGGCGCUGGUUCGAUUCACUUGCGAUGUCCACCAGGACAUAUUCAGCGAUUCGUUCGGCUCGGCCAUGGAUUUCAUCGACGUGGUUCGCAAGCACUCGAAGCAGGGUGUGCUGACGACUACUGAUGCGAAGAAGUUGACAGAAGAAGUUACGAGGGACACCUUCAACGCCAUGAGGCUCCAAGCUUUCCUGCACCUGAUCAGUAUCUACAGUGUUCAAAUGACUGCUGUGAGCCAGGGGCCGACUGUGGAACACAUGCCGUACAUCCCGCCCUUGGUCGCCACGUUCAUCCAGUCGCUGCUGGUUCUCAUCAACAAGAGCAUCGUCGACAAAACAUGCCACGCCGAGGGUGGCAUGCCUCGCGAGAUUCGCCAGCUCACCAAUGCCAUGGCGAGCAAGGAGAGCUUCAAGGGCGCCAUGGCCGACUUCAUGGGCGAGGCUUUCAGUCAGCACGACUACUGCCUGAAGCACGAUGGCCAGCGCUACCAGUCCAUGUCGGAGCAGUUCAAGGCGAGCCUCGUGACAGGGGGGCCUGCCAGCAUCAAUUGGAAGACGGCCUUGCAGAAAGUUGGCAUGUCCACCGCUGUCUUGCCUAAAGACACCGAGCUGCAGAAGGCCGACGUGUUCCCCGCCGUGAAGAACGCCACGAUCGACAUGCUGAUGACCGAGUUUGGUAAAACGUACUCCUCCCAGAAGAGUGCCUGGCAGAUCCUGCAGCAGCCGAUGGAGAGCGUGGUCGCAGCAUGGAGCUCCAAGCACGUGGACAUGGGGACUGCGAUCGAGACUGUCCAGCUCCACGAGUGGUGGGCCACCCACGCGAGGCUCGAGAGAGAGGAUAAUGGCUUCAGCGAGGCAGAGAUCAAGGAGGUCAUCUCCAAGCUGAAUAUCCACUUCUCGGGGCUAGUGUUCGAUGCCUAUGGCGGUGCAGUGGCUUGCAACAUCGUCGCGAAGAAGGCCGACGCAUCUUCGACAGUUGUGCAGAGGCCGAGUUUCAUCAGGGAGGGGUCUGGUGGCUGCUCCCUGCCUUUCUGGGGCAAAGUUGUCACAGAGACAACAGCCAGGAGGCUGACGCGAUCUACGACAUUCUCAUUGGGCGAUGGCGAGAGGGGCUUGAGGUUGUACCUGGACGGCUCGGGCGAGACUGGAUUGAACUCGAAGUGUUGCGUGCCCUACCUCGUCGCCAUCAUGGCCAAGGAGAAGGACGUGACCGAGGCGGAUGAGCAGCAGCAGCAGGCCAAGAAGAAGGCCAAGACCGCCAGGGUCGUGGCAACGCACGAGGUGGUCCACAAGACGGUGGUCAUCACUACGAGGAGUGCGGGCGAGUUCAAGUACCAGGUGCCGAUCCUGGUCGACGCCACCGACUUCGACGAGCAGGCCUUCCACGCGGCGAACAAGGGCGCCUGCUACAGGAAGCGCACCUCCUUCGACGACUUCCAGUUCGCUGCGGAGUCGAAGCAGGCCUCCAGGGCCACGCAUUCGUUCCUCGGCUGA